GUAAUGCGCAACGCUUUAUGGCUCAAUGGCUGAUUAGAUGAGUCAAAAUGACAUGAUGUGGAUUUUAACAGUUUUUGUCGCGUUAUUAUUUCUUAAUUUCACUAAAAAUUGUCAGGGUUCUUUUUCUGACACUUCGUCUGGUAUUUUUGGAAGAACCAAAAAUGGUCUCUUAGCAGCUUUUGGCGAUUUUAACGCCGACAAAGCUACCGAUGUGUUUAUCCUCUCUGACGACGGGAAAUCCAUCCAACUUGUUCUGGGAACAACUGAAAAAAUAGAUGCAUCUUAUUCUGAAAAGGAAUUGAUCAGUAAAUCCCAAACAAAUGAUACCUAUAUUGUAAAUGUAGUACCAGCGGAUUUUGAUGGUGAUUCUAUGAUGGAUGUCAUGGUUACAAGAAGAAAUGAAGGUGUUACACAGGGACCAUUACAAGUAGUCAUCUACUGGGGAAAUAUCCUCAAAAAUAAUUUAGAUACAAUACCAUUAGUUAUAAAGGAAACAUUCGCAGAUCAACCAGCAAUAAUAGACGUGAAUGGAGAUAUGAUUCCAGAUUUAGUAGGAGAAAAAUUUAUGAAUGGAGAUAAAGAAAGAACAUAUUGGAUAUUUGGUGAGGGCAGAAAUUAUACAUUAGAAACAGUCAAAAAUGAAACAUCUUCCGCUCCUUUAGCACCUCUGUAUGUUCCACAGUCCAGCGCAUUCUUAGAUUUCAACAUGGAUUUAACAGCAGAUUUGAUAACAGUUUCUGAUGAAAGUGGAAAAAUUCAAUUUGAAAUCUGGCUAAACCAGAAAGGUAAAUUACUGUGGAAUCAGACAAUUGUAUCACCCGAAGAAUUAAAAUCAUUUGGUCAACCAGUAUUUUUAGAUAUGGAUAAUGAUCAUAGUGUUGAUAUAGUAUUACCAGGUUGUACAGAUGCUACUGACUGUACUACUACUAGUGCAAUAUAUGUCUGGUCCAAAAAUGAGUGGUAUAAAUUAGAUGUUAAAUUUAAUGAUGGAACCAAUCAAUGGGGAUUCCUCCCAGACAAUACUAUCCCAACUCUUUCUGUACCUAUCAAUCUCAGAAUGGGAGACUUGAAUCUAGAUGGCUUCCCAGAUGCAUUGACAGUUUUAUCCUGGAAAAAAGCAGAGAAUACAUCUCAAGUAGCAUAUGUUUUAAAAAAUGUUGGUUGCAGUACCUGUGAUGGAUUUUCUCGAACUUUUACAAUUCAAUUCUCGGAUCCGCUAACCAAACCAACAACAAUUCCUGUUUUGGUAGCUUUCUUCGACAUAGGAGAAAAUGGUAUUUUAGACAUAGUUUUGUCGAAUUAUCAAGAUAAAAAAACACAUCUUCAGGCUUUAUCUCAAGUUUUUACAGAAGAUGCAUAUUUCAUUAAAAUCAUGGUGUUAAGUGGUUUAUGUAAAGAUGAUUGUCCAGCUGGUCAUCAGAGAUAUGGUGUUAAUCAAGUUGGACCAGCAGUAAGAUAUGAGACAGUAAAUUCCAACGGAGACCAACAGAUUGGAAUAGCCUCUCAGUUGACUCAGUCAGCCUAUUUUUCUCUGCAACUACCAUUUACUGUUUUUGGGUUAGGACAGACACCUAAUUUUGUUGACACCUUAGAAGUUGGUGUACCUUAUCAAGCCGGAAAAAGUCCUAGACAUAAGGCAUUUACUUCUAUAAUUCCAAACUCACGUUUAGUUAUCACACCAUACAAGCUAGAUUCUCCUAACAGUUGGAGUAACAAGUUAUUUAUAACACCAAGUCGUUUAGUAUUAUUAACAGGAGCAGCUUUAUUAGGAACCUGUGGUUUUAUAGCUAUUAUAGUUGGUAUAUUACACUGGAGAGAUAGGGCAGAAGAUAAAAGAGAGAAACUCCAGGACGCUCACAAAUUCCAUUUUGAUGCCAUGUAACAAAUUGUCUUCCAACGUUCUUUCAUCACGGUCAUUUGUGAUUGUAUUAUACUGUGUGCAUGGAAAAACUACACCAAUAGCUAGGCAAUGUCCAAGAAAAACGUUUUAUGGACAUUAUUUACUGCUCUGGAUUGUCUGAAAUUAAUGUUACCCUGUUCCCUUUGGGGUUUUUUUUGUCCCCCGCCUUUCGAAGAAAGCAGGGGACUAUUAAAAUGGGUUCGUCCGUCUGUCUGUCCGUCUGUCCGUCUGUCUGUCCGUCUGUCUGUCCGUCACACUUUUUGGGACACAAUAACUCUCUUCCUAAUUGAGCUAGAAUGUUCAAACUUGGUGUAUGUGUUUAUUAGGUCAAUGCCUUGAUGGAGUUCGAAGAUGAGCAUUUUCCGCUUAGGGUAAGCAGAGAUAAGCAAUUUGAUUGGUUGAUACUUUGGGGCACGAUAACUCUCUUCCUAAUUGAGCUAGAAUGUUCAAACUUGGUGUAUGUGUUGAUUAGGUCAAUGCCUUGAUGGAGUUCGAAGAUGAGCAUUUUCCGCUUAGGGUAAGCAGAGAUAAGCAAUUUGAUUGGUUGAUGCUUUGGGACACGAUAACUUUAGUUCUAAUUAAGUGAGAACUAUUAUAAAUUAAUUAAAUAUGUAGUAUGCAAUAAUGAAUUGACAUUUAAUGACAGAAAGAAAACAGUGAACUUUGCACAACUUGCAGCAAGAUGGAAAAUAGACCCGUAGAUGCAACCAAACUCUAGAUCUGUAGGCAUAGAGCAUGUUUUCCCCUUAAUAUGCUAUAAUUAUUCCAUCAAAAACAUUGUAUGCUUAGACUAUAAGUAAAGAUAUACUGUUUGAUUGUUCAAUACUUUGUAAAAGAUAAUUUGUGAUAAAUUUAUAUGUGUCCUCUAAUUAUUUUCCUAUUUCGGCGGGGGACAUCAGCCUCACUGUUGGCUUGUUUAAGUUCUUUGGAUUUAGUUCACUGUUCUGGAACAUACAAAAUUCCCCUGAGGUUUUUGAUUGGUGUCAGCUCUUGUAAAUUAAAUAUGUGGGGGAGGAGAGUAUGUGAUCUAAGUCAUGUUUCAGAUACAAGUCUAAACUUGCUCUAACAUUUACAGGAGGAACAUGACAUUUCUUACCCUACCAAAAUCAUGGUUAAUCUUCUCCAUUGGACAUUUUAGCAGGCAAUUAAUUAAAGAUACAUUAUGGGAGGUAAGAUAAAGAGCUGGCAGUUCUCACUAUAAUAGUUAAAAACUAGAUAAUGUAAAGGGAAUUUGCUAAAAAAAUUUCAGUCAAAUUGAUCCACUCUGUACCAAGAUUUUAGCGAUUGAAUUUUCUGUCUAGCCUCGAUCAUCAUUACUAAAGUCGGUACGAUAAACAGCACAGUCUCGAUUAUCCAUUUAAUCGUUAAAUCGUGAAGAAAAGUUAUGCAGUAAAUCGGCUCAUAAUCCACUAAAGAUCGCAGGCUAGCAAUGACACUGAGAUUUGAUUAUGGUCUGGAUAAGUUAAUUAAUGUCUAAUCAAUAAUUUAGAUAACAUUUCAGGCCUAAAGAAAGACCUGCAAUAGGCAGAUUUAGCUCUUGCAUAAUGUAUGUUUGAUUAAUUAUAUAAUGGAGCAUAUACUGUAAUAUGGGAAUCUCCAGAUACUGUGUCGGCAUUUCAGCUGCAGGUCACUGUGGGACUUUUGGAGAUCAGGACUGAAAAUUAUUCAGGUUUCUUUACCCAGGAGCAAUUGAUUUUAUUAUUAUUAUUAUUAUUCGCACAGUGACAUCAAGUAUGUUAUGUUUGUGCAAGAUAAAUAUAUUAUAUGUAAUUUAUUUAAUUUAUAUAUAUCCAUGUAUAUACAGACACUUAUUAUUAUUAGGAGGUAAACAAGUCUUUAAAUACCCUCAUAUUCAAAGUUGUGUUUUUAUCUUUUCAUUAAAAGAAUCUACAGUGGUCUAUUACUCAUAUUGUGUUAAAUUUUAAUGGUUUACCCACAGGAGCUUUAUAAUUGUUUUUUUUUUUUUUUGUUUUGUUUUUUUUUAAACUAUUUUUCAUUCAAUAAGAAAAGGAUUGGGGAACAGACUACACCAGUAUUAGUCCUCUCCCUUCAAAAGGAUUUAAUUACUAAUUACAAUUAAUUUACAUAAAUGUGUAGUCAGAAGUAUUCAUAUUGUGUUAACUUUUAAAGGUUUAUUCGCAGCACCUUUUACUGUUAUUGUUUGUUUCUUUUAAACUUUAUUUUAUUCAAUAAUAAUAAGACUGGGGAGGGAACAUGCUUAGUCGAUAUAUCAACCCCCUCCCUUCAAAAAAAUUUAAUUACAAUUAAUUUACUUAAAUAUAUAGUCGGAACAUUUCAUAUAGUGUUAUUGAUAACAGUAAACAGUAUGAUAAUUUAAUUACAAUUAAUUUACAUAAAUAUAUAGUCGUAACUUUUCAUAUAGUGUUAUUGAUAACAGUAAAUAUGAAAUUAAAUAUGAAAAUUUAAUUACAGUUAAUUUACAUAAAUAUAUAGUCGGAACGUUUCAUAUAGUGUUAUUGAUAACAGUAUACAGUAUGAAAGAAAAUAAUAGUAUUUUCACAAAAAGAUUAUUCAAUAUAGAUUGAGUCUGAUGAAGGCUACAAGCCCCGAAAUUAUACCCUCAUUAAUUAUUAUCAGAAAUUAAAGACGAAAUUAUGUUUCUUUCGAAGUUUAAA
Patella vulgata (common limpet) is the source of this 4536-nucleotide messenger RNA. Its product is annotated as T-cell immunomodulatory protein. Bases 38 to 1882 code for a protein of 614 amino acids. Gene Ontology annotation, cellular component: plasma membrane. The record is from RefSeq and is a predicted model, not a curated record. Lineage: Eukaryota; Metazoa; Mollusca; Gastropoda; Patellidae. The transcript has 17 exons.